ACGUCAGGGUCCCGCGGCUCUCUAGCGCUCUGCGCCGCUGUGGUUACUGCAGGAACUACACGAGAAGAGCGCAGCUGUCACAGCGCGUGCACGAGGACUCUUAACACGCUCAGAGCUGACAACGGAUCUCAUCUGCUCGCCAGUCUCUGUGUGUUGUUGACAUCAGUCCAGCAGCAUGGCUCGUGGACACCAGAAAAUCCAGUCUCAGCAGAAGAACGCCAAGAAGCAGGCGGAGAUCAAGAAGUCCAAAGGCCACGACCAGAAGACGGCGGCGAAAGCGGCGCUGGUGUUCACGUGUGGCGUCUGCAGGUCACAAAUGCCAGAUCCCAAGACCUUCAAGCAGCAUUUUGAGAGCAAGCACCCCAAGAGCCCUCUUCCCCCAGAGCUGGAGGACGUGGAGGCGUAACCGGCCGAGGUCCAUUGUGUAAAACAUCACGAUAAGAGUCCUGAUCUCAAAUUUGAUUCAUCAGGACAAGAUCAGCGCUCUUACCUGAGUUUUAUACAUCCAUCUUCCCCUUCACUGCAGACGUGAAUCCCGUGGAUCAAAGACUGAUGACGUUUAGCUUCCCUCUCAACACAGCUUCAGAGCAUUGCCUUCGCUACGAUCAGCACUCACAUGCUUUCUUUUCUCAUCUCACUUGUGUCAUUUAAUAGAUUGAGGGAAAUUAGAACACUACCAGUGAUUGUCAACUGAUCAUCUGUAACAUAAAUGUGGUAGUUACAGACAUAUUUGUCUGCUUUUGCUUGUUAGAGAAGUCAUAGAUGAGUGCAAAGGGAUAUGGAAAAAUGUUCUUCUUUUUUUUACUAAUUUUGCUUUCCCAAACAAACUGGAUCUGUACACUGAAACCGGAAUCUGAUGCGUUUCUGUGAAUCACUGGAUGUGCCCGAGGUUACUGUAAUCUUAACUUAAUGUUGCUGCUGAAGUUAUCUCAAACAAUAUCGCCUCAAUGUUUGAUAUUCCUGCUCAAGCCGCCUGGUUCCCACACCAAUGUAAUAUAUCUCUUUAAUAAAAUUUUACUUUAAGUCA
Molecule: messenger RNA, 1027 nt
Organism: Carassius auratus (goldfish)
Lineage: Eukaryota; Metazoa; Chordata; Actinopteri; Cypriniformes; Cyprinidae
Product: zinc finger protein 706
Exons: 3
Coding region: 176-406 (76 amino acids)
Source: RefSeq, a predicted model, not a curated record